AAUGGCGGGUUUAAUUAAUAUCAAUGAAGCGUGUGGUGUUUUAUCUACUUUAUAACGUGAAUGAUUAGAAGCUUUUUAAUGCACUGCCCCAACGUAAAUAGCACAGUACUGUGUCUUCUUAGUAGUAGCAAACAACAGAAGAAGGACGCCCUUUAAUACAUUAAUGCCUGGUUUAUAAGUUGCUGUAAGUGGAUCUUGAAUACAUUUUGGUUUUCAAAUAAUCGCGCCGAGAUAGAAGACACGCAGGGACCGUUUGAAGUUGAGAAGAUGCUGUGCGACGAGCAGACUGAGGACCUUGUGCUGUAUCCAUACCCUGAAGAGGAGGAUCACCUGUUUUCUAGUGAUGACAAUGCUUUCCCUGAAGGUAGCUCCCUUUCGGAGGCAUUGCUUACUUUAGUGGAGCCUUUGUCUGAGCAUACCCAGCAGCCUUUAACUUCCUGGCCCUGCUUUUUGCGUUAUAAGACUGAGCUAUGCAGCCGCUAUGCUGAAACCGGCAACUGUAAAUAUGCAAGGAAAUGUCAGUUUGCUCAUGGGCUACAAGAACUUCGUGUACCUUCACGCCACCCAAAGUACAAGACUGAGUUAUGCCGGUCAUUUCAUACUGCAGGCUUCUGCCAGUAUGGAGUUCGAUGCCUGUUUAUCCAUAAUCUAGAGGAAAGGAGAGAUCCUGAUGAGCAGAAGCAGCCCAUUAGCAAAUACAAGACGGAGCCAUGCCGCACAUUUCUCCUGUUUGGAAUCUGUCCCUAUGGUAGUCGCUGCAAUUUCAUUCAUGUAGAAGACAAUGGUGAGGCAAGACCGCAAUUGCCUGCAGAGUCUCCAACUACCUCUUCUUUCACUCCAGGUAAAGGGCGUCCCACAUUUCAGUCCUGGAAGAAUCGUCCGUCUGUAGCGUGUCGUAAUUUUGCUGCUUUUGGGUUCUGCUUGUAUGGAAACCGCUGUCGUUUUCAACACAAUCUGGAGAAAAGACAUUUAGAACUUAUGCCAACUGCAGAGUCCUCGGACUACUACUUGAAUUAUCCUUGCUUGAUUCAAACCCGUAGUCGAGCUGCAUCUCCGGUUUCAGAUGAGGCCUCGUCCACUUCAGUCACUCCUGAUUAUCGUGAUGAUAGCCCAUCUCCAGGUCCUGUUGACAAGCAAGCCAACAAUGCAUUCAGCUUUUCUGAUUUGCUGUUGCCCCUAACAUGGAGACUACAGGACUUGGAGAAUGGCCAUCAAGGUUUAACCCCGGAGUCUGAUGUCUUUAAUCUUUAACACCAAAAAUGGUCUUCCUAGCCGUGUUUGCUGCUAUCUGUACAUUUUAGGCAUACCUGUUUAGGUUUGUAGCUGAAAGACCAAACGUUGUCUUUUCUUAAUUUCUACUUGGCUAAAUUUUUAUCUUUAUUGAGAUGUAAUUUGCAUGUGGGGGUUUUUAAUAUUUAUAUUAAGUUUUAGUUUCUUACUAAAUUAGGUUGCUGGUCAUCCUGAUCUGUUUGAUCACUUUCAUAUUUAUCAUUUUAAAGAGGAGUUUAAUAUCCUCGAUUACUGGAUUUUUAUUUUUUUUUUCCCGCUUUAUUGGCUCAUGAAUAGGGAAGGUUUUUUUCUUUUCUCAGUUUGACCUUUUUGAAUACAGAAAUCAAAUUUGCCAAAUAACCGCUUCCACUUCUAAAGUGAACUGAUUUUCAUUCAAGCCUAACUAGCUGUGAUCACUGAACAGCAGACUUGUGAAUCCUGCCUAAUCUCUGCUACGCUGGAGAUGGAGGGCUUCCUGAAAGGCUUAAAUUUAAAUGGUGCGCUUGGGGAUGGAGACUUGCUUCCUUAAACUUUUUUUUUUUCAUUUUUUUUAAAUUUUAGAAUUUUAAUUUUGUUCUAUAAGCAUUUCAUCAAACUUGGCUAUGGUUUGCAUAGAAAUCUGAAGCUGUUAAUUGUGAAAAAUGCUGCCAUGCAUAGGUGAUGGCCGACAAAUUGCAGUCCAUAGUCUGUCCCACUUCAGUUCUCCUUUUUUUAUAUGAAGUAUAGCCUUGCUGCUGUCUUAACCUUUUUACUUUUUAAGAUGUCUUCCACGCCUGCUCUCCUCUCUUGAGAGAAGUCAACCUGUGUGGAAAUGGUGACAGGCUGCUAAGUUUGCAAGGACUGGACUGCAAGUCCCCUAGUGAUGAGCUCCACUGGCUGUUUCAGAUCCUGCGUAUUGGAGUCUGCAUGCACUCUGUACAUACUGUAGAUAUUAAAAUUGAAUGGUUAAUACUAAGUUAAUUAUUUAUCUUGCAAAGUAUUGGGUGUUUAAUUCAGCUUACCCGAGUUAGAGUGCUCUUUUGUAUGGAUAAUUUAUUUAUUUUUCACCUACUAAUAAACACAGUAAAUAAAGUGUGUUUUGCUUUUUGAAAACUGGAAUGUGUGUGUGAUUUUUGUUAUAAAUUUUGGAAAGUGGCAAACCUUAAUGCCUGUGAAGAGUCGGGUGAAAUUUUCUCAUCUCCAGGGCCCCCUCCAAAGGUCAGGAUAGUUGGUUCAAGUACGUUUCUUUUAUUACCUUUUUAACCUUUUGAUUUAUAUUUUUA
This is a messenger RNA of Polypterus senegalus (gray bichir), 2531 nucleotides long. RefSeq names its product cysteine three histidine 1 (gene cth1). Bases 268 to 1251 code for a protein of 327 amino acids. The transcript is spliced from 2 exons. The record is from RefSeq and is a predicted model, not a curated record. NCBI's taxonomy places the organism in Eukaryota, Metazoa, Chordata, Cladistia, Polypteriformes, Polypteridae. Gene Ontology annotation, molecular function: metal ion binding; mRNA binding.